AUGAUGUCAUCGAAAUUUCGAACCGAAGACGCGUGGAUCAUUGGCCAACGGAUGGCCGCCCGUCUCGACCAUGAAGCCUAUCCGCUGCACAAGGCAGCAUUCUUCAAUGAUACACAUUCCAUUGUUCAGUUACUACGCGCUGGAAGGAGUCUAUCCGAGAAGGAUAUGCACGGAAACACGGCUCUGCACAUCGCCACAAUGUUGGGACAUCGAGAAGCGAUUGCGAUGUUGUUGGCCAAUAAUGCACCGGUUCGAAUCAAAAAUAUCGAUGGGUGGAAUCCACUGAUGGAGUCGGUUAGCUAUGGAGAUCGACAAAUUAUAACCGAAAUGCUGCGAAAGCUGAAAACCCAGACGAACGAGAAGAUGACACGUGGCAAGCCGCACCUGAUGAAAAUGUUCCACGACCUGGGCGACUUUUAUAUGGAAUUCAAAUGGGACUUCCAGUCAUGGAUACCCCUCCUCUCGCGGAUCCUCCCAUCAGACGUCUGUCUAAUUUACAAAAAAGGGAAUCUCCUUCGAAUGGACACGACGUUAGCAGACUUCAGCGAGAGGAACUGGGAGCGAGGGGAUAUUACGUUCUUGUUCAAUGUGGAUGCACCGCCCGGCGAGCAGUUGGUUGUGAUGGACAACAAGACGAAGGUGUUCCAACGGGGCAGACGAGAGGAAUCAGAAGCGGAGAUUGACGAAGAGGUUGAUGUUCUGAUGUCGACAGAUAUCGUUAAUGCUCAUAUGUCCACAAAGACCGUUGGAUUUAAACAAGCCUACUCGGGAUGGGUAUUCAAACACGCGAGGGAAGAGCAAAUGGGCGACUUCCCGGUCAAUUUCUAUAGUGUUGAGGGUCUGAAGCUAACGACAAGGAAGCGGAGAGAGCAUCUGAGUAGUGAUGAUGUUAAGAAGAAUAAAUCGAUAUUGUCGAGUCUGACCAGUGGACAUACGGUUAAUGAUGAUGAGUUUGCGAGUCUCCAACACCGAAAAUCGCUGCCACCACCUGGCCGCUUGCCAACGACAUGGGAAGAGUACUCAGGAGCAGCUCCAGGAGCCCCACCUCAGAUGGGUCGUCCACAAAUCGUCAAAACCAACGAGAAACAGUUCAAAGCUCUGGUGGGGAUGAGUGAAGAGUUUCCGCUUUCAGUCGACGUUUUGGUGGAUCUACUGGAAGUCGUUGCGCCGUUUAAACAUUUGGACAAAUUGAGACGAUUCUGUUCGGCACGGCUACCACCCGGGUUUCCGGUUUGUGUUGAAAUCCCCCUGCUCGCCACCAUUGCCGCCAAAGUCACAUUUCAAAAGUUCCAAUUUUCCAAUAACAUCCACGAUAAACUAUUCACAAUUCCGACAUCGUAUCGCGAGGAUCCGACACGUUUUCCAGAUCUGUAA
This is a messenger RNA of Caenorhabditis briggsae, 1374 nucleotides long. Lineage: Eukaryota; Metazoa; Nematoda; Chromadorea; Rhabditida; Rhabditidae. The transcript is spliced from 5 exons. The coding region runs from base 1 to 1374 and encodes 457 amino acids. Gene Ontology annotation, cellular component: cytoplasm. Gene Ontology annotation, molecular function: protein binding. The record is from RefSeq and is a predicted model, not a curated record.